AAAACACUGCAACAGCUGCAAACCUCACGAACUUUACUCCCGCUGCACAUUUACUGUCCCACCUUUGAAACUUCCCUGGAGAUAAUAUUUAACAGCACAUGCGGAGUAUCGCGCCUAACUUUAGUGUUCUCGGCGCGUUGGGAUCGAUGGAGUUGUGAUUUGGGCGGAUACUGGUGAUUUUACGCUUCAGCUACACACAGAGACAAUGGUUUCCAUCGCCAAGGUGCUCCUCGGAGUCUUUGGGUUAACAGUCGUCGUGGUUUUGAUAGCGGUACCCACAGCAAUAUUUUUAAAAGAGGGAAAGGAGAACACGAAUCAGAAAUCUUUCACCCUGGAGGAUGUCUUCAACAGCACACUGAAACCAAAAUCAUUCAGCAUGACAUGGAUCUCAGAUAGCGAGUUUCUCUUUAAGUCCCAGGGCACAGUCUAUCUCCAAAAUGCCACAGGAGGCGUCACAGAGUUCUUGAAGCAAGACUUGUUUAACAGAGUACGUGCUCAUGAUUACCAGCUUUCUGCUGACCACAGAUAUGUUGCAUUCAUGAGCAACUAUACCAAGCUGUGGAGGCAUUCAUUUACUGCUUCAUAUACACUUUAUGACCGAGAAACAAGCACAUUCCUCACAACCUCUGAUAUUCCUGAUGAAGUCCAGUACUUCGCCUGGGCUCCAGAAGGAAACAAACUGGCCUAUGUUUGGAGAAAUAAUGUGUAUAUAAAGACCAGCCCGGGGUCUCCACCACAGCAGGUCACUUUCAAUGGCAAGGAGAAUCUGAUUUUUAACGGGCAUCCAGACUGGGUGUAUGAGGAGGAGAUGUUCUCAUCCAAUCAAGGCCUCUGGUGGUCACCUGGAGGGAAGUACGUGGCCUAUAUUGAGUCCAAUGACAGUGAGGUCCACACCAUAGAGUACACCUGGUACGGGGAGAACCAGUACCCCACCACUGUUUCCAUUCCAUAUCCAAAGCCAGGUACUCCCAACCCUAUCGUAAAACUCUUUGUUGUGGACACUGACAACACAACAGAUAUUUCUGAGGUUAUUGUUCCAGCCUUAUUCAGUUCAAGUGAUCACUACUUAGCCACUGUCAAUUGGGUGUCCGAUGAACGUAUAGCUGUCCAGUGGUUGAAGAGAGUCCAAAACCAUCUCAUCCUCCAGAUCUACAACUUCAGUGUAUCCAGUUGGGUACCUUUAGAGCAACUGGAACUAAAAAGUACCAGCGGUUGGAUUGGACGGUUUUCCCCUCCAGAACCAGUUUUUGCUGCAGACAGGAACAGCUACUACCUCCUGAUGAGCGACAAAAAUGGAUACAAGCACAUCCAUCAUGUGAACAAUGGAAAAAUUACAGCAAUCACCACGGGACAAUGGGAAGUCGUCAGCAUUCUGAAAGUAACGGCAGAUAGUAUAUAUUAUUCAAGUAAUGAAGAUGGCGGCAGACCAGGAGGAAGGAAUGUUUACAAGAAAAACUCAAAAGAGACCAAAUGUCUGACUUGUGCGGUGCUUGAUGGAGAGUGUCAGUAUAACUCAGCAUACUUCAGCCACGAUGCCUCCUUCUACCGUAUGAGCUGCAGUGGUCCUGGGAUUCCUUUCCAUUCUCUCUGGGAUGCCACAAAAAACCAAGAGAUUUCGGUUUUGGAGGACAAUACUAAUUUUACUUCCCGAAUACUUGAAAUCCAAAUGCCCACAAUGCGCCGAGACUCCAUCAAACUUGGUGGGAAAACUCUCUGGUACCAGAUGUAUUUGCCUCCAGGAUUUGAUGAAUCCAAGAAGUACCCAUUACUCAUAGAUGUAUAUGCUGGUCCCUGCAGUCAGAAAACAGACUUCGCCUACAGGGUGGGCUGGUCCACCUACCUGGCCAGUACUGAGAAAAUCAUCGUCGCCAGCUUUGACGGAAGAGGAAGCGGCUACCAAGGCGACGAGUUAAUGCACGCUAUCUACAAACGUCUGGGAACCUAUGAGGUGGAAGAUCAGAUAACAGCAGCCAGGGAAUUCAUCAAAAUGGGCUUCAUUGACAAAGACAGAGUUGCUAUUUGGGGCUGGUCUUAUGGCGGAUAUGUGACAUCAAUGGCCUUGGGAGCUGGAAGUGGAGUUUUCAAAUGUGGAAUGGCAGUCGCGCCAGUCUCCAAAUGGAAAUACUACGAUUCGAUCUACACAGAGCGUUACAUGCUGGAGCCUUCACAGAAUUCUUAUUACUACGAUAACUCUACAGUAACAGAAAGGGCCAAACACUUCCACUCAGUGCAAUAUCUUCUGGUGCAUGGAACAGCUGACGACAACGUACAUUUCCAGCAGGCAGCUGAGAUCUCUGAGGCCUUAGUGGACGAGCAGGUUGACUUUGAGGCGAUGUGGUACACAGACAAGGAUCACGGCCUCGGAGGCUCUGCCUACCAGCACGUCUACACCCACAUGUCUCACUUCCUCCUGAGGUGCUUUGAAUAAAGUCCACCAAGAUCUAUCUCCAUGUAAAUAAAGAGAAAUGACUUGGGGGGG
Messenger RNA from Labrus mixtus (cuckoo wrasse), 2479 nucleotides. RefSeq names its product dipeptidyl peptidase 4-like. Lineage: Eukaryota; Metazoa; Chordata; Actinopteri; Labriformes; Labridae. The record is from RefSeq and is a predicted model, not a curated record. Bases 206 to 2428 code for a protein of 740 amino acids. Gene Ontology annotation, molecular function: serine-type endopeptidase activity; dipeptidyl-peptidase activity. Gene Ontology annotation, biological process: proteolysis. The transcript has 26 exons.